Molecule: messenger RNA, 2696 nt
Organism: Thamnophis elegans (Western terrestrial garter snake)
Lineage: Eukaryota; Metazoa; Chordata; Lepidosauria; Squamata; Natricidae
Gene: ABHD6
Product: abhydrolase domain containing 6, acylglycerol lipase
Exons: 5
Coding region: 1-639 (212 amino acids)
Source: RefSeq, a predicted model, not a curated record
AUGGACUUAAUAACCAAUGCACAUGGACUUCUCCAUGAAUCUGUCGGGUUUGUACCUACAUUACCAACAUUACUGGCCAUCACCAACUCUCAUGAAAAUCUGUUGCUUUUGAUCUUAGCACACAAUGUUUCUUCUCCUCUCAUUACAGGUCUUGUCAAUAGCAAAGAAAGCAAUUUUAUAAAACAGUUGCGGGAGCAGAAGGAGAACAACUGCAUUGACCACAUUCCUUUGAUUCCAUCCACUCCGGAAGAAAUGGGAGACAUGUUAAAACUGUGCUCUUAUGUUCGCUUCAAGGUGCCCCAUCAAAUCCUACAGGGCCUUGUUGAUGUUCGGAUCCCACAUAAUGACUUUUACCGAAAAUUGUUUUUAGAGCUCAUGGAUGACAAGUCACGGGGUUGCCUCCAUAACAACAUGAGCAAGAUCAAAGCUACAACGCAGAUUAUCUGGGGAAAGCAAGAUCAGGUGCUGGAUGUUUCAGGAGCAGACAUUUUAGCGAAAUCAAUCUCUGGUGCCCAAGUACAUAUUCUGGAAAAUUGCGGGCACAAUUUAGUCAUGGAACGGCCCAGAAAAACAGCAAAGCUUAUUCUGGAUUUUGUCACCACUGUACAGAAUGCUGAGAAUAAUAAGAAACUGGUUUGAACUUUUCCUAUGGGUCUGAACCCUUAAGCCUAGAUGUUUCAGCUGAGAGGAAAUACUGCUAAUUUAAUCAGUUCUCAGGGAUUUUAUUCUACAGAACUUGGUGAUUGUGCCAAAAUCCCUGAAGAAAUUGGAAUAAUUCAUGCAUUUAAUUUAGAAGUUUUAUCAGUGCAAUGACUCUGGGAUACUGAACAGCCUUCACAUACAUAUGCUAAUGAUAAUAAAGUCUUAUAAAAAUCUGUAUUUCUAGAUAUUUCGAGGAAUAGUGAAAGACUUGCAAGGUAGUUGUGGAACACACUUUCCCCUCAAAAACAAUCCUCUCUUUUUGAUACCAAUCACACAUUUUAAAAUGUCCAAUUUGAAUUGGACAACAUGAUUAUUGCUAGGUAAAGUAGAAAAAAACCCACUGUCUUUUAUUGUUAGUGUGCUCCUUUCUUGGUCUGGUAAUGUUUCACUGAACAAGAGAGAAAAAAAUGGCAAAAGGCAAAUCCUUUUGGGACAGAUUCCUGUAUAGGUUCUAUGUUAUCCAAAAUUGUGCAUCUUGCCUCUCAUUUGGGCAUUACCUAUACAGUAUACAAAAGCUAAAAUACGACUGUGUCGGAAAAUUCUUAUCAUGGAAUGCAUUGGCCUCUUCUAGUUUUAAGCAGUGACUUCGUGCGAUCUAGCCUAAAUACCUAGUUAAUUGGAAUGUAGAUGGCAAUUGCAAUUGUUUUUAAAUAUGUAGGAAAAAUGGCCUAGAGCCAAAUUUCAUACAGAGAGGGCAAAAGAGAGCUUCCAUCUCUUAAUAUAGAUGACUUUGCACAAGGAAAUGUUGCCACCAAAGGCUUGGAUGAUCCAGAUACUCAUUGAAGUGCUGCUUGUAUUAUGUUAAGAUUUCAGCCGAGAAAAAAAUUUGCACGACAUAUUAAACCUAUGAAAGUUUUUACUGAUGCAGUGGAAGUCUUCAGUGUUUAUAUUGCUUUAUGAAGAAGGUGGUUUUGUGUUCCUCCACAGCCCCACAGUCUAUGUGUAUGUACUUCCUUAGGAGCAAAUGGAAAUAUUGAUGUCAUCUGGACCGACUAUAAUUGCAAUAGUGAAGCACUUGUGAUGUAGAUGGAUCCCUUCCUUGAAGGGCAGGUAUCACUGAGUAUAAAACCUGUGCACACAAGCAUACACAGAGGUUAAAUUUAAUUAAAGCCCAUGUGACUGUUUCUGAUGCAAGCAGUUAGCAAACUCCCUGUGAAGUGUAAUCUUAUUGUACAUCUAAUAAAGCAAAUGGAACUGUCCCAAAGCCAUUUCUGGAGCCAUUGUUUCAAUCGAGAUGGGACCUGAUCCAAGCAAUAACACUGUAUGUAAAUAAAUGUAGAUGUGAUCACGUUUUGGUUAGAAUUGGGUGGAACUGCUUUUUCAGCUUCCCCUGCUGCCCCUUUUUAUUAAAUAUUCUACUGAGUAAAUAAUUUACUUGACAAAUUUUGUAAAUUCUGUGAAUUGUUGAGUUCGAGUGGAGGAACUGAAAUGCACACCAAUAAAGUAGAAUUGGGGUAUUCUAAAUGUUUAUUUGUUAUGCUCACCAGACUCUUGCAAAGUGAAUAAUUUAUCAAUCUUCCACAUACUCUGCUUUUAAAAUAAUAUCUAAAGAAUAUAAAGCAUACAGUAUUCCUUUUCCUGAGUAUGCGUUCUCAUUUCUGAGUGCAGUUCUUUAGUGAACAAAAAUUCUGUAUCAGAUUUAGAAAGUUGGACUUCUUACAUCCUUGUAACUACCCUUUCCCUUUUUAUAUUUAUAUGGAGGCUUGUGAAAACCCCUUCCCACCAAGAAACAUUCAAUGAAUGUUGUUCCAUUGAGUAACAAUUUGCAGCAUAUUAGGUAUAUGUAAUCUAUACCCAAUGCAUAUUUUAGAAUGGCAGUUAAAUGAGUGAACUGAUUCCAAAGUAAUUUGACUUUGAACAAAACUUGUAUGCGUUGAAACAUUAAGAGAAUAUGUUGAUAUCAGGUGUGGUUUCUGAUUUUACAACCACUGUGGAAGUGAGAUACCAUUAUAUAAUACUGUAAUUUUGUUCCAAUUAAAAUACUUUAUUUGUGA